AUGGAAGUAAUUCAUGAUGAAGCAAAUCAAGAAUUCAAAAUUGAACUUGAUAAAUCAACAUCUGAUAAAGCUCAUUUAACAUAUGAAUUACAUGGUGAUACAAUUGAUUUUCAACAUACAUUUGUACCAACAAAAUAUCGUGGUCAAGGUAUUGCUGAAAAACUUGUUCAAAAUGCUUUAAAUUUUGUUGAUAAUGAAAAUUCAAUUAAAAAAAUAAUUCCAUCAUGUUCAUAUAUGACAACAAUUCGUUUAAAACUUCCAUCGAAUUUAUAUCGUCCAUGGAAACCACUCUAUCGUCAACGUUCAAAAAAACAACAAGAUCCACCAGCACCAUAUACACCAUUAGAACAACAAAUAUAUGAUCAUGCAAAAAUAAAAUUUGAUCAAAGAAUUAAUAUUCUUCGUUCAAUAUUUGCUAAAGAAGGUCAAUCAUUAUCAACUAAAUCUCGUUUUGCUCAACUUCAACUUAAAGCUGAAGAACAAGAAUUUAAACAAUUAAUUAAUAUGGUCAAAGAAGAAAAUGAACGUUUACUUACAAUGCGUCGUAAUGAUGAACGUUUAUUAUUAGAAGAAGAAGAACGUAUUCGUUCACAAGUUAUAAAUAUAUUAUCUGAAAAACAAUUUAAUGAACAUUUAAAUAUUGAAGAAGAAGUUAAACAAAUAAAAAACGAAUCUCGUUCAUGGGUUAAUAAAAAUGAUUUAUUACGUGAAAUAGAACGAAUGCUUAAUGAAAAACAUGAUUAUAAUUUUUCAAUUGAUUUAGCUGGUAUUAAACGAACACAAUUAGGAAAAGAUAUUAUCGAUCAACAUAAACCAAAUUUAGUUUCAAUAACAUCUUUUGAAUUAGAACCAAAAAAUGUUGCAAGAAAACCACCUGGUGCUUCAAAAUAUGAAGAAUAA
Rotaria sp. Silwood1 is the source of this 900-nucleotide messenger RNA. The record is from the annotation of a GenBank genome assembly. Lineage: Eukaryota; Metazoa; Rotifera; Eurotatoria; Philodinida; Philodinidae.